This is a messenger RNA of Durusdinium trenchii, 1382 nucleotides long. The record is from the annotation of a GenBank genome assembly. NCBI's taxonomy places the organism in Eukaryota, Dinophyceae, Suessiales, Symbiodiniaceae.
GUCGUCCAUUCACCACUGAGAUUGUCUUCGAACGCUUGGGCAAGUGGGGAAGGAAUUGGUCCUCCAAGACCAAGGUGACGUACUUUAAGUACGAGGUGCACGUGUCCAAAGGCUUCCUGAUUGCUCCAUCCUUUGCUUCUGCCUUGUAUUUGUUGCUCCUGCGCUUUUUGGCCCGGGACUACGAAGGCGUGUGCUCGCUGGUGCAUGCGGUCGGCACGGACGCGGAGCUGAAUGAGGAGGAGGCCCAGAUCCUCAAGGUUUUGGGCCUCGUCGACGACGCCCAUCCGGAUGCCCUGGCCUGUCGCUGCUUGGUGACCUUGGCCGUGCUCCGUAGCGGCGCGCCCAUGCCGUGGGACUACCGCCAGGAAUUCGCGUGGUACGUGUCCAAGAUGUCGCACAUCUCCGCUCGAAGUCGCAUGAGUCUGGAUCAGGAGUCGGAGCUUCUCGAGGAGUGUGAGCGGCUCACCUCCAAGUUCCGGGUCACCGAGGCACAGACGAAGAAACUCAAGGGCCGCGAGAAGAAUAUCAUCUUGGAGAUGCUCUUAGACCCAGAGCGAGCGAAAGCGGCAGCGGCCAGUGAAAUGCAGAAGCUCCAGGACUUGAAGAAUGACAUUUUCAGUGCCAUGCGAGCGGAGGGUUUGAGCUGCAAGGAGGUAGAGAUGCAACGCUUGGUGUCGAAGAUUCAGCAGCGAGAGCAUGAGUUACCAGAUUGGAUGGCACAUGGCAUCUCCAACCGACAGGAGCUUCUCAAAGCUCGUGGGUACAAAGUCAAUCAAAAGGAUGACAAAAAAAACAAGAAGGACAAAAAGGACAAGAAGGAUGCGAAGGACAAGAAGGAAGAGACGGAAGAAGUGACUUUGAAGCUACCCAAACCCAAGGAUGACGCACGGGCCAAGUGGAUCACGCAUUGUAACCGCAACGUCCUGAAAGACUCCAUGGUAAGCUCUGCCAGCUUAGAGGAGUGUAGCAUCAAGACCUUUGCCAUGCGACCGGCCAUGGAGUGGGCACUGAUCAAUCUGCAUGGUGACUCUUCCUUGGAUGACAUGUUCACCCUCCUUUACCGGCUCUUCACAGGCCAUACCAAGCUGAAGUUGGGCCCACCUGGCACUUCGGAGGAAGACCAACGGCGCUGGGCACAUACCUUCGCCACCUUGGUGGCCUAUUUGAAGCCGGAGAGCAUGGAGCAUGGCUUUUUGGCCAGCUUCGUCAACGUCUUUGCCCAUAACUUCGACGAAGUCUGGAGCGAGGGCGGCAGUGCCUUGCCCAAGCCACCCGGGAACGAAGUGGGAAGGAGCCAAUCGCGCGAGUUGGUGAACGAACGCUUUCUGACGGAACUGAGAAGCUGGAUUCUGGAACACAAGGAGAGCGGGAGCACGGACUGA